Molecule: messenger RNA, 1983 nt
Organism: Tarenaya hassleriana
Lineage: Eukaryota; Viridiplantae; Streptophyta; Magnoliopsida; Brassicales; Cleomaceae
Product: tricyclene synthase, chloroplastic-like
Exons: 7
Coding region: 42-1838 (598 amino acids)
Biological process (GO): diterpenoid biosynthetic process
Molecular function (GO): terpene synthase activity; magnesium ion binding
Source: RefSeq, a predicted model, not a curated record
ACCUCAGAGUUUAUCAUUCACCAUAUUGUAUAAUCUUGACAAUGGCUUCUCUUUCGCUUGGCUCCCCUCUUAUUUGCAGAAAUGCCAUUCCGAAAACCAUGCAGAAACCACGUCGCACUCCUCCGCGUUUCACUUGCCCCGUCGUCGUUGCUGGAACGGCCUCGGCUGAGGCUGUCGUUGUCCGUCGGUCCGGAAACUAUCGGCCUUCUCUUUGGGACCAGAAUUAUAUCCAAUCGCUUGAGAACAGAUAUGCCAAAGAAAUUAUAGUCCAGGAGAGAGCCAAUUUGUUGAGACAAGAAGUGAAGAAGAGGCUGGAUGAAACAGAAGGUCCUCUCCAACAACUAGAGCUUAUCGACACUCUGCAAAGGCUCGGACUUUCGUAUCAUUUUGAUCACGAAAUUACGACUGUUCUAACGAAAAUUCACGAGGGAAGAACAAAUAACGCUGGAACAUGUAACAAAAUUGAAGAUUUACAUGCAACUGCUCUCGAAUUCCGUCUCCUUAGACAACAUGGUUUCUUUGUCUCGCAAGAUGUUUUCGAUGAUGUGAAGAACGAGAAGUCAUAUGAAUCUUUUUUAAAAGGCUCAGACGAUGAUAUCAAAGGCUUGCUCUCUUUGUACGAAGCUUCGUACCUUUCGACAAAAUCAGAUUUUGAACUGAAGGAAAUCCGAUCUUAUUCGAAGAAGCGACUAAGUGACGUAAUCAACAAAAGCAACACAAGCGAUGAGAAGGAAUCAUGUAUUCGUGAGAUGAUUAUCCGAUCAUUAGAGAUGCCGUACCACUGGAGACCAUCCACUUUAGAAGCUAGAUGGUACAUAGAUGUGUACGGAAAGAGACAAGACAUGGAUCCCUUUUUGCUAGAAUUCGCCAAGCUUGAUUUCAAUAUCGUACAGUCUUUCUACCAAGAAGAUCUGAAAUCCGCUUUCAGUUGGUGGAACAAGACAGGGCUUAAAGAACUUGACUUUGCGAGAGAUAGAAUACUUGAGAACUAUAUUUGGAACGUGGAAUUAUUUCAUGAGCCUCAACUUGGAAACCAACGUCGAGAAGUCGCCAAAACUUUUGCGUUAACUACAACCAUUGACGAUAUUUACGAUGUUUAUGGCACUGUGGAAGAGCUUGAGCUCUUCACAGAGGCGGUCCGAAGAUGGGAUGUGAACCUUGUCGAUGAACUUCCAGAAUACAUGAGGGUUUGUUUCCUCGUCUUGUACAAUGAGGUCAAUCAGACCGGACAUGAUAUUCUCCGUCAUAAAAAUUUCAAUGUCAUCCCUUAUCUUAAGAAAGCUUGGACCGACUUAACGAGCGCAUGCCUAAUAGAAGCAAAGUGGCACAAGAGUGGAUACAAACCCACAUUCAAGGAGUACAUCGAAAACGCAAGAUUCUCAAUCUGUGGCCUGGUGAUAUUAAUUCACUCUUACUGCGUCUUGGCCGACAAAAUCUCAAAGGAAACCAUAAAAAGUUUGGUCGGAGAUCGUCAACCCAUUGUCAAAGGCUCCGCCACCAUCAUGCGUGUUGUCAAUGAUAUGGGAACUUCAACGCAUGAGCUAGCAAGAGGGGACGUACUAAAAUCCAUGCAAUGUCACAUGCAUGAGACGGGGGGGUCCCAUACGGAAGCACGUGAUCACAUGAUGGACGUGAUCAGCGAUGCAUGGGACGAGAUGAAUCACGAGAAAAUGGCACGUGGCUCUUCACUCCAUCCUCGUUUCCUACAGACAGCGAUCAAUUUGGGACGCAUGUCACUGUGUAUGUAUCAGUACGGUGACGGCCAUGGUUUUCCCGACAGCGCCAAGACGGUCGACCGUACCAAAUCUUUGAUCUUGGACCCCAUUCCGCUCUAUUAAACAACUCUUUGUUACCAGCCAUUUGGAGUUUGGCAUAUGAAUGUGAAACUUAAUUAAGAUAUGUACACUCGAGGCGAAAGGUUUCAACUUUUCGACACCAUGAUCUAGAUAUAUAUUCGAAUAAAACGACUCGAGUUCUACGGCA